AUGCGCCAACCACAGUUUCUUGCCGCCGCUGCCGCUUUGGCAUGCGUUGGCCCAUCCCUUGCUGCUGUCGCGGAUGCCAACGCAUUAGACUUGACCCCCGACGAUGUCGAAUUUCUUCGCCGAGCCACUGCGCAAGCUCCCGAUGGAUAUGCGCCUUCUGAAGUUACUUGUCCCAGCACCAGACCCUUUAUCCGUGACAGCUCCAAGUCAGUCCUGAGUCCAGAAGAGAAGGCAUGGCUCCCAAUACGCCGCACAGAAACCAUCACACAUAUCAAGGAUUUUCUGAAGCGUGCGUCCAUCCCCAAUUUUGACAGCGAAAAGUACUUGCAGAAUGUCGACUCCAAUUCGUCGGCUCUACCUAAUAUUGGCAUUGCCGUCUCGGGUGGUGGCUAUCGUGCCAUGCUCAACGGCGCCGGUGCUAUCAAGGCAUUCGACAGCCGCUCAGCUGGCAGCACGGAUAAGGGUAACCUCGGUGGUCUGCUGCAAAGUGCCACCUACCUUUCCGGCCUGUCAGGAGGCGGCUGGCUCGUGGGCAGCAUUUUCACCAACAACUUCACGACCGUUCAAGAUGCUGUCGCCUCGAAUGAUAUCUGGCAGUUCGGUGAAUCAAUUUUGGAAGGCCCAAAGAAUAUCGGAAUUGUUGAAUAUUAUGCCACUAUUAUCGAUGAGCUGGAUAAGAAGCACGACGCCGGUUUCAAUCGCUCCAUCACCGACAUUUGGGGUCGUAUGCUGUCGUUUCAGCUGGUCAAGGCAAAGCACGGCGGUCCCCAGUUUACCUUUUCCUCCAUCGCCAAUGAUACCGAAUUUGCUGCUGGAAGAACGCCCCUGCCCAUUCUCGUCGCUGACAGCAGAGCCCCUGGCGAAAAGAACACCACGAUUGAAUCUGUCCUGUUCGAGUUCAGUCCCUGGGAGCUCGGUUCAACGGAUCCUGGCAUGACCGGCUUUGCUCCGCUCAAGUUCACUGGCUCGAAAUUCGACAACGGGAAGCUACCGGACGACGCCAAAUGCAUCAACGGCUUUGACAAUGUCGGCUAUGUCAUGGGCACAUCCAGCAGUCUCUUCAACCAAAUCAUCCUUCGCAUGGAAAGCAACCCCGACAAGUACCAACCGAAGAACAUUCCGAAGACGGUUGUUGCUUUCAUCAGCGACCUUCUGACCACAUUGGGCGACCGCAGUGACGAUGUGGCUGACUGGACUCCAAAUCCGUUCAAGAACUGGAACUCGGGCAAGAACUAUGUCGCUAGCUCCGACAGUUUGACUUUGGUUGAUGGAGGUGAGGACGGCCAAAAUGUCCCCUUUCAUCCGCACACUGUCGAUGAGCGAAAAGUCGACGUCGUCUUUGCCGUAGACUCGAGUGCGGACACGAGCAACUGGCCCGACGGCGCUGCCCCUUUUGCGACAUAUCAGCGAACCAAGAGCAAUUCAUCGGCCGGCACGUCUUUCCCUACCAUCCCCGACAAUAACACAUUCAUCAACCUUGGGUUAAAUACCCGCCCAACAUUCUUUGGCUGUAAUGCCAGCAGCUCGAGCGGCCCCGUGCCCCCACUGGUCGUUUACCUGGCCAACUACCCUUACGUCUUCCACUCCAACUUAUCUACCUUCACUAUGAGCAUCGAGAAUAACGUGAGAGACGCUGUCAUUUCAAACGGCUGGGCUGUUGUUACUCAAAUGAACAGCACCCGCGAUACCAACUGGCCAACAUGUGUCAGCUGCGCCAUGCUGUCUCGCAGCUUCGACCGUACCAAGACCGAGGUCCCGGCUGCCUGCAAGGACUGCUUCAGCAAGUACUGCUGGAACGGGACUGUUGACAGCAGACAACCUGCUGCCGCUUAUUCGCCCCAGUUGUGGAGCAACACGACUAUCGACAUCGCUUCCAAGAAGGGAAGUGGUGGUGGUCGAACCAUGAGUGGCUCUGCCACACUGGUUUCGGUGGCUGUGGUUAUGGGCGCAAUGUUGCUCAUUUAG
This is a messenger RNA of Cordyceps militaris CM01, 1965 nucleotides long. Its product is annotated as lysophospholipase precursor. Bases 1 to 1965 code for a protein of 654 amino acids. Gene Ontology annotation, molecular function: A2-type glycerophospholipase activity. Lineage: Eukaryota; Fungi; Ascomycota; Sordariomycetes; Hypocreales; Cordycipitaceae. Gene Ontology annotation, biological process: glycerophospholipid catabolic process. Gene Ontology annotation, cellular component: cytosol; intracellular membrane-bounded organelle. The record is from RefSeq and is a predicted model, not a curated record. The transcript is spliced from 3 exons.